AUGUCGGACGAGCUCCGCGACGAGGUCGAGGCCAUCAACUCCAUCUACGGCGACAACACUCUCGCGGCCGGCGCCCCGGGCUCCGGCUCCUACGUGCUGCAGCUGCCCGGCGCCGCGGCCUCCCUGCGGCUGCAGUUCCCCGCCGGGUACCCGGAUACGGGCGGCCCGCCGCGCGUGCUCGGCAUGCAGCACAGCGCGGGCGCACGGGACGUUGCGCGGCUCCUAACGGCGGCGCUCGACGACGUGUACCAGCCAGGCGGGGUGUGUCUGUUUGACGCGGUGGAGGAAGUUUUGCGGCAGCGUGUCGACGAGGAGGUGGAGGUGGUAGACGAUGACGCACAGGACCUCGCCGCGCUGCCGCCGCCGCCGUGGACGCUCUCGGAACAGGUCGUCGACACGCGGUCGACGUUUGUCGCGCACGUGGCGCGCGUGACCUCGCCGGCGCAGGCGCGCCUGUACGUGGCGCAGCUGCUGGCGAGCGACCGGCGCAUCCGCGACGCGACGCACAACAUGACGGCGUGGCGCGUGCGCGGCGCUGGCGUGAGCUACCAGGACUGCGACGAUGACGGGGAGGAUGCGGCCGGCGGGCGGCUGCUGCACCUGAUGCAGCUGAUGGAGCUGUGGGAUGUCAUGGUCGUGGUCACGCGCUGGUAUGGCGGCGUCAAGCUCGGGCCGAGGCGCUUCGCUGUCAUUAAUGCCGUGGCGCGCGAUGCGUUUGUGAGGGCCGGGUUGGUGCCGGAGAGCGGUGGGGGCAAGGGGAGGAAGAAGUAA
Messenger RNA from Cordyceps militaris CM01, 771 nucleotides. RefSeq names its product impact family protein. Bases 1 to 771 code for a protein of 256 amino acids. The record is from RefSeq and is a predicted model, not a curated record. Gene Ontology annotation, biological process: regulation of translational initiation. The transcript has a single exon. Gene Ontology annotation, cellular component: cytoplasm. Lineage: Eukaryota; Fungi; Ascomycota; Sordariomycetes; Hypocreales; Cordycipitaceae. Gene Ontology annotation, molecular function: protein binding.